Molecule: messenger RNA, 2461 nt
Organism: Aplysia californica (California sea hare)
Lineage: Eukaryota; Metazoa; Mollusca; Gastropoda; Aplysiida; Aplysiidae
Product: ribosomal RNA-processing protein 8
Exons: 7
Coding region: 178-2310 (710 amino acids)
Biological process (GO): cellular response to glucose starvation; rDNA heterochromatin formation; regulation of transcription by glucose
Cellular component (GO): rDNA heterochromatin; chromatin silencing complex; nucleolus
Molecular function (GO): methyltransferase activity
Source: RefSeq, a predicted model, not a curated record
UCAAAAUAUCUGCAACUGGUGGAGAAUGGACAGAAACAGGAAACCUGUGUUGUAGAAUACGAAAGCGAAAGUACAAACACAAGUGUGGGUCAGAAACGUGGUUACAAUUCCAAACGGGCUGAAGAGACUGAACCGUUGAAAUAAGGUGAAGUCCAUUUCUUCUUCAAAGUAAUCGCCAUGUUCGAUUUUGAAGGAAGUAACUGGGAUGUAGAUACAACUGCUGAGAAGCUGAACACAUCUCUCUUUGGCUCAGCAAAGAAGAGGAAAUUGCAAAAAGCCAAAGCUCUCUCUCAACAAAAUGGCCAGCAAGCAGCAUCAGCCGUCAUUCCUGACAGUGAUGAUGAAACAUUUACUAAAAAGGGCAAACGAAAACUAAAGGAAAGAAACAGAAAGCUGAAAAAGCCGCAGAAAGAGUUGAAUGAUGAAGAUGGCUCCGGCUCCGUAGACAUGGAUGAAGUUCUCGAGGCCGGGGAUAUGGCUCAUGGUAAACAGAAAAACAAGAAAGUCCAAUCUGAAGUGUCAGGUGUGGUGAAGACUGGUAAAAAGAAAAAAGGGAAAAAAGAAAGUAGUAGUGAUCUGAAUGCUGGUACUGUUGCGAAGAAAGUCAAAGCAACUACCAAUGAUCAAGACGGAGUAUCAGUCCAGAAGAAGGGAAAGAAAAGAAAAUUGACGGACACAGAAAAGAUUGAAGAGAAGCAAGUGACGAAGAAACAGAAACAAGCUGAGAAAGUUGAUGGAACUGGAGAUGGAAGUGUCUCUGCUAACACUGCGGAGAAACCAAAGAGGAAAAGAAAUCGGAAGAAGAAGAAUAAUAGUAAAAAGAAUAAGUAUCUGCACUUAGCACUGAACAAGAAGGAGAAGUCUGCCGAAAAUAGCAGCACACAGGAUCACAGCCAGGAUGACAGCAAGCCCAGUGUAGAGGCAAUAACUUCACCUUCUGAUUCCAGUAAAGGGACUGAUUUGACUCAAGAAAAGGUCAUGAUUCCAAAGGAGAAGAAAAAGAAAAACCUGAAGAAUAAACCCAAUUUGCAAACAGAAAAUAUCACAGUGAAUUCCAAACAGACACCACCAAUGAAUGAAAAGAAAAAGAAAAACCCUCAGCAAAAACAAAGUUUGCCAAACGUGAAUAAACAAAGUUUGCCAAACGUGAAUAAAUUGCCGAAUGAGAAUAUGCAAAAUUUGCCGAAAGAGAAGAAACAAAGUUUGCCAAAAGAGAAUGGUAAAGAAAAAGGGCAAACAAUGUCAAAGAAGAUGAGUAAAAAGCUAAAAUCCCAGCCAACUGUGGCGCCUGAAACUCCGCAGAAUCAGAAUUUGCAGAAAGACACUGAGAAAGAUUUAAGUCCUCAGAAGAGUAAAGCUCCUGACAAAAGAGUCAAGUAUAAAACCAAUAUUCUUACGAAAAUGCUGAAUGACUCUUCAAUUUUCAGUAGUCCCUCAGCAGAACUGACUCCAUCUCCGAAAAGGAAAGACCUUUCUGAAUUUGCAGAAGACGAAGAUAUUUCUACAGCAUCACAAUUGGGAAAGAAGAAGAAAAGGAAAAAUGGGUCCUCUAUGAUUGAAACAGUUCCUAGAAAUUUAGAGAAUGAAAGUGAGUCUAAGUCUUUGUCUAAGACUCCUGUGUUGCCCAACGCCUCCAUCUGGGGCAAAGCUGCAGCUCUGACCCAGCAAGCCAGAGACACGUUAGACUCGGCUCGAUUCCGCUACAUCAACGAGCAGCUGUACUCGUGUAAAGGCGUGGAGGCUCUGCAGAUGUUCAGGUCGGACAGAGACGCCUUCAACGUGUACCACGGCGGCUACAGGAAUCAGGUGUCCAAGUGGGAGGUCAACCCUCUGACUGUCAUCAUUAAGCAGCUCAACAACAAGUCAGAUGCACUAGUAGUAGCAGAUUUUGGCUGUGGAGAAGCAAAGCUGGCCGAAAGUGUUCCCCAGAAGGUGCACUCGUUUGACCUUGUGGCUUUGAACAAGAGGGUCACAGCCUGUGACAUGUCCCAUACCCCGUUGCAGAGCGAGACAGUGGAUGUUGCGGUGUUCUGUCUGUCGCUGAUGGGGACCAACCUAAACGAUUAUCUCCGGGAGGCGAACCGAGUGCUCAAGACAGGAGGCAUCCUGAAGCUUGCUGAGGUGACAAGUCGAUUCAGUGGACUCAGCCAGUUCAUUAAUGGUGUGACCAGUCAAGGGUUUCUACUGCUGAACAAGAGGGACCUAACCCAGAUGUUUUAUCUGAUGGACUUCAAGAAAGUGAAGACAGUGAAGAAGUCCCCUCCUGGUGCCGAGCUCAAACUCAAGCCAUGCAUUUACAAGCGGAGAUGAUGAGUUUGGUCCAGUUGGGGCUGUGGGUGGGGGGUCAUGGACGAUCAGUUUGCUUGCAGUGUAUGCAAGUCCAAGGUAGUCAUUGUCAUUUUUUCAAGAAUACUUGUAUUGUCUUCUGGGAAUAGGUGCAAGUUUUGGGGGGGGGGGGGGG